Messenger RNA from Penicillium atrosanguineum, 858 nucleotides. Its product is annotated as SDR family NAD(P)-dependent oxidoreductase. Lineage: Eukaryota; Fungi; Ascomycota; Eurotiomycetes; Eurotiales; Aspergillaceae. The record is from RefSeq and is a predicted model, not a curated record. The transcript has 5 exons. Gene Ontology annotation, molecular function: oxidoreductase activity, acting on the CH-OH group of donors, NAD or NADP as acceptor. The coding region runs from base 1 to 858 and encodes 285 amino acids.
AUGCCGAAGGUCUUUUUCAUCACUGGUGCUGGGAGCGGGAUUGGCCGAGUCACAGCUCGCUAUUUGCUUGAGCGCGGAUAUCGGGUCUUCCUAACAGAUUAUAAUUCCGCCUUUCUCGACGAUACAUGCACGAAGCACCUACCAUCGGCUCUUAGCCCUGAGUUCCAAUCAAACUUCAAAUGGGCUUUGAUGGAUACCACCAAUCACGCCCAAGUCGUCGAUGCUAUCAAAAAAUGCGCAAAUGAGUUUGGGUCAAUUGAUGUUCUUAUCAAUAAUGCUGGAAUCAAUAGCCAAUAUAUGCGGGCUGGGAUCCGUAUGGACCAAGUACCAACAUCGGACUUUGAGCAUGUUCUUCAAGUGAAUCUGGUAGGUACUUAUCGUGUAUCUCAACAAGCAAUUCCAUACCUUGCGAAGUCUCCCGGAGGGGGUGUAAUUGUCAAUCUUUCCAGCUGUCGCGCAACGCAACAAGGGAAACAUGGUGAAGCAUAUACAGCCUCGAAAGCGGGGAUUGAAGGCCUUACCAUGGCAAUGUCUGUCAGUCUCGGUCCAGACAUUCGAGUUCAUGCCAUCAGCCCUGGUAUGGUUGACGUUCGAUCUGAACGCGAUGAAAGCGCCCUGCCAGAUGUGAACACAAUUCGCGAAGAUCUUAGUAGAGACUUUCAGAGUGAACAUGCUCCUCAAUGGGGAGCUGGGAAGAGUCAAGCGUUGCAUGACGCACAUCCAGUUGGUAGGAUAGGGAAAGGAGAUGAUGUCGCAAGAUGGAUCGAAUUUUUGUCUGUCACCGAGGCUGGUUUCACUACUGGAGGAACAUAUCUAGUCGAUGGAGGCUACUCGAAAACCUUGGUUUACCCUAAUUAG